Messenger RNA from Budorcas taxicolor (takin), 2064 nucleotides. It is a transcript of the gene RCC1L, whose product is annotated as RCC1 like. The coding region runs from base 1 to 1395 and encodes 464 amino acids. The record is from RefSeq and is a predicted model, not a curated record. NCBI's taxonomy places the organism in Eukaryota, Metazoa, Chordata, Mammalia, Artiodactyla, Bovidae. The transcript is spliced from 11 exons.
AUGGCGGUGGCGACGCUGGCGGCGGUGGCUCGGCUGGGGCGCCGGCUGAGUGGGCUGGGGCCGGGCCGCGGACACUGGACAGCGGCCGGACGCUCGCGGAGCCGGCGCGAGGCGGCGGAGGCCGAGGCGGAUGCGCCAGUGUUCCAGUAUGUGGGCGAGCGUGCGACUCGCGCCGACCGAAUCUUCGUGUGGGGCUUCAGCUUCUCCGGGGCGCUGGGAGUGCCCACCUUCGUGCUGCCCGGCUCCGGACCUCAGCCCCGCGCCGGCUCGCGGCCGCGCCGCAGGAUCCAGGCCGUGCCCUACCGCCUGGAGCUGGACCAAAAGAUUUCAUCUGCCGCCUGUGGAUAUGGAUUCACGUUGCUCUCUUCUAAAACCAAGGAUAUUACGAAAGUUUGGGGUAUGGGGCUCAACAAAGAUUCCCAGCUUGGAUUUCACAGGAGCCGGAAAGAUAAAACGAGGGGAUACGAGUACGUGCUGGAGCCCUCGCCCGUGCCGCUGCCACUGGACAGGCCCCAGGAGACGCGGGUGCUGCAGGUCUCCUGUGGCAGAGCCCACUCGCUCGUCCUGACGGAUGGUGAAGGAGUCUUCAGCAUGGGGAAUAAUUCUUACGGGCAGUGCGGAAGAAAGGUGGUCGAGAAUGAAAUUUAUAGUGAAAGUCACAGAGUUCAUAGGAUGCAGGACUUCGAUGGACAGGUGGUCCAGGUUGCCUGCGGCCAGGACCACAGUCUGUUCCUGACGGAUCAAGGAGAAGUGUAUUCUUGUGGAUGGGGUGCGGACGGGCAGACAGGCCUGGGUCACUACAAUAUCACCAGCACGCCCACCAAGCUGGGCGGAGACCUGGCUGGAGUGAACGUCGUCCAGGUGGCCACCUACGGGGACUGCUGCCUGGCCGUGUCAGCCGAUGGCAGCCUCUUCGGCUGGGGCAACUCUGAGUACCUGCAGCUGGCCUCUGUCACCGACUCCACACAGGUGAACGUCCCCCGGUGCUUGCCCUUCUCAGGAGUAGGGCGGGUGAAGCAGGCUGCGUGUGGGGGCACAGGCUGCGCGGUGUUAAACGGAGAAGGACAUGUUUUCGUCUGGGGCUACGGAAUUCUUGGGAAGGGACCAAACCUCUUGGAAACCGCUCUUCCAGAAAUGAUUCCACCCACUCUCUUUGGCCUGGCGGAGUUCAACCCAGGAGUCCAGGUCUCCCGCAUUCGCUGCGGGCUGAGCCACUUCGCCGCCCUGACCAACCGAGGAGAGCUGUUUGUGUGGGGCAAGAACAUCCGAGGGUGCCUGGGAAUCGGUCGCCUGGAAGACCAGUACUUCCCAUGGAGGGUGACUAUGCCUGGGGAGCCCGUGGAUGUGGCGUGUGGCGUGGAUCAUAUGGUGACUCUGGCCAGGUCCUUCAUCUGAACCUCCUCCUCUAUCUGCUGGAGCCCAGGACCGCCUGGCCUGCUCAGCCAGGGCAGCGCGGGGCUCUGGGUGGGGCCCGAGAGGGUCAGGGCCCUCCGUGCGCUGGGCCGCACUCCCCACAGCCUGGAGCGGGGUGACUAGAAGUGCCGGAGGCGGUCCCGCCUCUAGCCCAGGGUGAGGUGCUUGGCACAGACUCUGCCCCUGGGCUGAGUGGCCCUAGCAGGGCAAGGACGAUCUGUUUCAUCUCAGCUCCUUCCCAGGGACACACGGUGGCAUCUGCUGUCUGGUCUUCAGAGAGCUUAUCCGCUCAGCCAUCUCUGCGUGCUGCUGGGACGCUAGCUGACAGCCCUGCGCGGGCGUUCUCCCUGGAAAUGCCAGUGGGCACCAGCCUGGAACCCUGUGGCCCUACAACAGUCACCUGCCUUGAAACACUUCUUCCUGCCUGGCUCAGAAGACUUGAGAGGCCCCUUGGGAAGAUGAGCAAGGCCAGAUUUCUGCGGGCCAAGGGCUUUGAACAGAAUCCACGAAAGCUUGGCUGGAGCGCUUGCCUUGGAGAAGGAAAACUCAGAUGGUGAAAAACGUUUGCGUUAGUAACGUAACAUGUCCUUUUCUUUAACAUCUCUUAAAAGUCUUUUUUGGAAUAAAGUCUAUUUUCUGCCUUUUCAUUUG